This is a messenger RNA of Phalaenopsis equestris, 1094 nucleotides long. Its product is annotated as putative F-box/LRR-repeat protein 23. Lineage: Eukaryota; Viridiplantae; Streptophyta; Magnoliopsida; Asparagales; Orchidaceae. The record is from RefSeq and is a predicted model, not a curated record.
AUGCUUCGCCAGAACUUCGCUGAAGCUCAGAACGUCGCCAUCUCUCCUACAACUGGGAGAGCUUCAUCCUACGUGAAGAAUCGUGUCAUCAAGUGCCACAUUGGUGAGAAAAUAAUCAACAAAAAUGAUAGUAUUUAUAAUUUUGAUAAGAGAGCUACUAAGCUGCGAUGCCUUCGUUUGAUAUCCAUGUUUAAUAUGUCUGCAAUGGCAUUGGCUCAAGCGGUUAGAAAAUUUCCUCUGUUGGAGGAGCUUGAAAUCUCAUUUUGUUUCAUUUCUGCUGAAUUACUUGGAUCAGUUAGCUUGGCUUGCCCGCAAUUGAAGAGCUUCAGACUUAAUCAACACCAUAAACUACCAUACGAUGAUGAUUAUUACAGUGAUUUUGAUGAGAAUUUUGAUGCCGAGGCUUUGGCUAUUGCGACACACAUGCAACAGCUGCAUCGUCUUCAGCUUAUCGGAAACAGUCUUACAAAUACUGGGUUAUUUUCCAUACUCGACAAUUGUCCCAAUCUUCAACAUAUUGAUAUUCGUCGAUGUUUAAAUAUUACGAUUGACGAAAAUUUGAAGAAAAAAUGCAAAUUGGUCAAACACUUGAGACUUCCCAAUGACUCUACUGCAGAUUCUGAGUUUAAUGAAGUUUUUGACGGGCCAAUCACUGAUUUAGCGCCUGCACUAUUUUAUUCAUAUUAUGACCGUCUUUAUGGUGACUCUGAUUAUUAUGAUCAUGAUGGCGAAGUCUCUGAUAUGGACUAUGAUGACCUCUUUGAUUUCUGCUAAAUCUUCACCAUGGUGUUCUUAAAAUGAAGCCUUUUUAUGUUGAGGUGGCGCUAAUGGUGAUUUUUUUUCUCAUGCUGGAGCUGGUGUUACUUGGCAAGCAAAAUGGAUCUUUUUUUGUUUAUUCAGCCAUCCUUACACCGAGAAAAUCUGGUAUGUUUUAUAUGUUUGAUUUGGUUUAUUUUGCAUAUAUGGACGUCUAUAUUGAAAUGUUUCUAGAAUUAAGACUGAAAUAUCUGAUUCCGUGCUGAUCCAAACUUAAAACUAAAGUUUGAUUCAAAGGUAUUUGUUGCAAUCUCAAGUCCAAUAGAGUUUGGUUGAAU